Ochotona princeps (American pika) is the source of this 1221-nucleotide messenger RNA. RefSeq names its product ATPase H+ transporting V1 subunit D (gene ATP6V1D). Gene Ontology annotation, cellular component: proton-transporting V-type ATPase complex. The coding region runs from base 438 to 1181 and encodes 247 amino acids. The record is from RefSeq and is a predicted model, not a curated record. Lineage: Eukaryota; Metazoa; Chordata; Mammalia; Lagomorpha; Ochotonidae. Gene Ontology annotation, molecular function: proton-transporting ATPase activity, rotational mechanism. The transcript has 9 exons.
UGCUUUUAAGAAAUCACUUUCAAGACUCGGGGGGGAAAGGUGGGCUCCUCAUUCCCUGUCCUUGAAGUGGGAAUUCCUUCUCCAAGUUUGAGUCAACCAGGAGAUGGCGCUGUGACCCGCCGUCGCCGGAGAGCUGGGCGGAAGUGCAGAGGCGGGAUCGCCCGGAACGGAGCGGCAGUUCCGCGAUGCGCAUGCGCACACCUCCACAUCCGGGCAUCGCCGUCAAGCAGCACCCCCUCCCUACCAAGCCUCCGCCCCAGACGACGGGAAGCGGAAGUGAGUCCUGGGUAGCCUCGUGUCUCUUAGCAACGCCCAGGAUCACCUGACGGAACCAGCUGACUCCGGUGCGGGAAGGCUCAGUGGGCGGCCGGGACUGGAUCCGUGGUGGCCGCCACGAUCGCCCGGCGGACGACCGGAGCCCGACAGUCCUCAUCAGCAUGUCGGGCAAAGACCGAAUUGAGAUCUUCCCCUCGCGGAUGGCACAGACCAUCAUGAAGGCGCGACUGAAAGGAGCACAGACAGGCCGAAACCUGCUGAAGAAGAAGUCUGACGCGCUGACUCUGCGGUUCCGCCAAAUCCUGAAGAAGAUAAUAGAGACGAAAAUGUUGAUGGGUGAAGUGAUGAGAGAAGCUGCCUUUUCACUAGCCGAGGCCAAAUUCACAGCAGGAGACUUCAGCACCACAGUUAUCCAAAAUGUAAAUAAAGCCCAGGUGAAGAUUCGGGCAAAGAAAGAUAAUGUAGCAGGUGUCACUCUGCCGGUGUUUGAGCACUACCAUGAAGGAACUGACAGUUAUGAACUCACUGGUUUAGCCAGAGGUGGGGAACAGUUGGCCAAAUUAAAGAGGAAUUAUGCCAAAGCAGUGGAAUUACUGGUCGAACUAGCCUCUUUGCAGACUUCCUUUGUCACUCUGGAUGAAGCGAUUAAGAUAACCAACAGGCGUGUCAAUGCCAUUGAGCAUGUCAUCAUUCCUCGGAUUGAACGUACCCUUGCGUAUAUCAUCACGGAGCUGGACGAGAGAGAACGAGAAGAGUUCUACAGGUUAAAGAAAAUACAGGAGAAGAAGAAAAUCCUCAAGGAAAAAUCCGAGAAAGACUUGGAACAACGGCGAGCAGCCGGAGAGGUGAUGGAGCCUGCCAAUCUGCUGGCUGAGGAGAAGGACGAGGAUCUUCUGUUUGAGUAAUCUUUCCUGCCUUGGUUCUUUGAGGAACCUAACAGUGACU